This is a messenger RNA of Ilex paraguariensis (yerba mate), 1843 nucleotides long. NCBI's taxonomy places the organism in Eukaryota, Viridiplantae, Streptophyta, Magnoliopsida, Aquifoliales, Aquifoliaceae. The record is from the annotation of a GenBank genome assembly.
AUGAAGGGCCUUUCUAUUCCCAAUCUUGAUUGGGGAAAAGGUUUGCCACGAUUGGCUUCAGCUGUUGAAGGCUUUGAUGACAAGUAUAAACUAGAUAGUGCUAUGAUCACAACAGCUGGUGCUAAAACAACUGGCUGUUAUGUGGAGAGAAAUAAGGAGAAAGAUUUGAGUGAGUCUGUUGCUGUGCUGGCAAACUGCAAUGGCUUCCAGACCUCAAUUGCAAACAAAGUUUUGGGUGACUCGGUUACCAUACUAUCCAACUGCAACAAGGACAAAACUAUCACGGAAGAUCCAAGGGACAAAACUACCAAUGAAGAUCUAAGGGACGUGGUUACCAUGCCUCCUAAUUGCAAUCUUCCUCACAUAUCUCCCAUAAAUGGGUGUAUCACAGACAAUGCUUCCUCUUGGAAGAAUGAUAAUAAAGCUGUACUAUUGGAUCCUAAUGAAAAAGCAUCAGAGAAUAUUGAAUUUGUGAGGUUGUCAAAUCAGAAAAGCAGGGAAGAUGAUGCAAUUAGAAGCUUCUCCAAAGAGAGUGAUGGUAGUAAUUCACUCCAUGAUAAGGCUGGUGAUAUUGGCCUGAGAGUGGUGAGGACUGAAUCGCCAGACUUAGCAUGCAUACCAAUCACAGCUCUUGAUAGCAAGCCCCGCCAAAAACUGAGAAGGAAGCUCCCAAAGAGUCAGAUUACAAGCAUGCAUCUUGGCUCCACCAUACGUUUUGGGACAUCCUUAAGCCUGCAAAAAAGGAAAAAACACAAAUGCAGCAAACAACAGUCUUCACGGAUCAAAAAUCUCAGUAAGGAGCGUUUGAUGGAUGGAGAAUGUAUCAUGACAGAUCUUGGACCAUCAACUUCGGAGAAAAUCAAUACCACCCCCCUUGGUGGUUCAUCUCAAUCUCAACGAAAAGGGGUGAAAUCGGGGAUGCAUAAGAAAAAUAAAAGUGUCGUUGCAAAGGAUGUUACAAAAUCUAAUAGUGACCUAUGCUCAAGUUUUAUUUUUGAACAAUGUAAGGAGAGAAUUUGUCAGAAUGAUGCUUUGCUUGGAACUGAUGAGCGACCAGAAAACAGUUCCAGUGCUGCUUCUGCAGUAAACCAUUCGGAUGCUAGAAGACCCUAUAGUUCAACAGACGGCGGAAGACAAUCGAUGCAGGACUUGAUGAGUAUACUUACUAGAGGUUUAGAGGAGACUAUCGUUGCACGUUGGGAUGAAAUGAAACUGCCUUCAUCUCAGAUUCUCGAGCCAAGUGGUGUGGAGAGUGUCAGCAUUGGUUCUGUUGCAGAUGAAUGGGAUGAAGUAUAUGACUGUGGAAAGAGGAAAAAGGUUCGAAGCAUUAAGCAUAACUUUGGUGGGUCAAAAUCCAUUCCAAGAGAUUGCAACUAAGAAAGCAAAACUAGGAAAGGCAAAGAUGGAUCAAUCCAGCUCUGGCAACCAACCAUUCAGGAUAUGAAGGAAGCAGAUCUAUUCUGGAGAGCAAGCCUAACUUUUUUUUUUUUUGUUCUUAAUUGUACUUAUGGUAUGGCCACCAGAGCUUACAUCAAUGCUCGAUAAACGACCUAGAUCCCCAUCGUCAGUGUCUUAAAUUUGAUGUACUGGCCUGAGCGAGAUUGUAACUAGGAAUGUUCGAGGGAGUAAUCCUGAGUUUGAGAAAUUUUCUUAUUUAUUUCCCAAGUUUUGUAUUGGAGAGGGAUCUUUUAGACAUUGUCUUGAUGUAGAAUUUUUGUAUACUGGUUUAAAUAUGGUGGGUGCUUGAAUACCCUGCACGUUCAUGAGGACUUAUUCCUAUGUAUGUACUUUGACUAAACGGAGAUUUUUUAUUAAUAUACAUAAUUGCCCCUGUUUAGACUUU